Magnolia sinica is the source of this 698-nucleotide messenger RNA. RefSeq names its product cytochrome P450 724B1-like. Gene Ontology annotation, molecular function: monooxygenase activity; oxidoreductase activity, acting on paired donors, with incorporation or reduction of molecular oxygen; iron ion binding. Gene Ontology annotation, biological process: sterol metabolic process. The record is from RefSeq and is a predicted model, not a curated record. The transcript has 3 exons. The coding region runs from base 240 to 698 and encodes 152 amino acids. NCBI's taxonomy places the organism in Eukaryota, Viridiplantae, Streptophyta, Magnoliopsida, Magnoliales, Magnoliaceae.
AUGCUGCCCAAAUGAUCCUAACCAUCAGAUCAGUCUGAUAUUGAGGUUGUUGUCUAUACCAAAAAGUGCCACUUAAUUUGAAAGAUCCUGAUUCUGAUACAUGCAUCACAUGUGUAGGGUGCAUGGAUCACCACCAUUUUGAGACUGCUAGUGAACUACCACCAUUGGUGUCAUUUCAAAUUAGAUAUUUGCUCCUUUUACUUUCUAACCAGAACUUUUGACUGAUUGUGUGUGUGUAUAUGCAGGCUAGAGCAAGAAUAUCUUCUACGGUGAAAGCUAUAGUUGAAGAGAGAAGAUCAAAGGGAGAGGACUCUGCUGGUAAUAAGAAAAGUGAUUUCCUUGAAAUACUCCUAUCAGCAAAUAGCCUGUCCGAGGAUGAAAGGGUGAGCUUUGUACUGGAUUCUUUGUUGGGUGGGUGUGAAACCACCUCCCUCCUCAUGGCAUUGGCAGUUCUCUUCUUGGGUCAAUCACCAGCUGCUCUGCAAGAACUGAGGUCAGAGCAUGAAAGUAUAAGAAAUGUGAAAGGAAAAGAAGAGUACCUGAACUGGGAUGACUACAAGAAAAUGGAGUUUACUCAACAUGUCAUUAAUGAAGCUCUCAGAUGUGGGAACAUGGUCAAGUUUGUGCACCGAAAGGCCCUCAAGGAUGUCAAUUGUAGCAAGUACCUUGUCAGCGAUAGAGAAGAAUGGUUGCCUUAA